UUGGUUGAUCAUCUCCAGAGACUGGUGAAGUGCCGCUAUGAGCAACACUGGGAAGCAGGCAGGACCAGGGUCCACUGUUCCAACUGAGGUGCCCAAACGAAAGAGGGGACGGCCAAGGAAGCAGCCGCAGGAGCCUGUUGGGCCAUUGCCACCCAAGAAACCUCGUGGAAGGCCCAAAGGAAGCAUAAAGCUGAGUGCUGGGAGUGGACAGAUGGUACACACCUCAGUUGAAAAAAGGCCCAGGGGUCGACCACGGAAAUGGCUUGUUGGCCAGGAGGAAGAAUUUCAGAAAGCUAGCAUUCAAGGGAGGAGCAACCCAAGUUCUAACACAUCGUGCCCUGCCACAGAAGGCACAUCUGGAAAAGGAUGUCACAGGAUCAACAGAAGUACAGAACCCAGUAGAUCAUUGGACUCCUCUCCAGCUGUGGUUCAGCAGCAGGCGGCUUGUUGAUGUGUCUCUAAAGUAAAAUAUAUUACCAUCAUAGAGUUGGAAGGGGCCUUAUUGUUUGAUGUGGGAAAUCUAGAGCUAGAUCACACACCCCCCCAACAGAUUGCCUCUGUUUGAAGACCUCCAGUGAUGGAGAGACCAUCACCCCUCCAGGGAAUUGGUUUAUAUUGUCAAACUGCUCUUGCCAUCAAGAAGUGUCCCCUGGUUGGCCACCAUGGGACCUUCCAACUCUUUGUUCUAAUAUAUUAAAUUCCUUCUCUGCCCUAACUGUGUCAAGCGAAUCCCAAUGCUUGUUCUUCUCCCAUGCUGUUGAUAUCAAUUUUUGCCCAGUCCAAUAGCCAUCUCUCACAAGA
This is a messenger RNA of Lacerta agilis (Sand lizard), 801 nucleotides long. RefSeq names its product high mobility group protein HMGI-C-like. The transcript has 5 exons. Gene Ontology annotation, cellular component: chromatin; nucleus. Gene Ontology annotation, biological process: regulation of DNA-templated transcription. The record is from RefSeq and is a predicted model, not a curated record. Gene Ontology annotation, molecular function: transcription coregulator activity; DNA binding. Bases 38 to 451 code for a protein of 137 amino acids. Lineage: Eukaryota; Metazoa; Chordata; Lepidosauria; Squamata; Lacertidae.